UGCGUAAUUUUCACACACAAAAAAGUAAUACUUCUAUUCGUGGUUCUCUCAAAAGCAUUAGCCGAAGUUUCUGAGAGAAUGUCUUUGGAACAGUCGUCGGUUGUUUCACAUUUUCGCUUAGUGAAAAUUGUGUGAGAGUGAGUUUUUUUUGUUAAUUGAGCUGUUUUGCGAAUGGAGUUAGGCGUGAACUGGCUUUUCCAAACUGAAAUUCCCACCAUCUGCACUGAGACGAGGGGACAUUUUAGGACACAACUGGUCUUCGUAAUAUGUAUGCACCUCAGUUCUCCCUCCGGCCUGCUGGCCCUCAGAAGCAGGUUCAAGUGAGCCAUGCUGCUGGUAAGGCAGCCCAGCCACAGACACCGGAGUCGCUGGUGCAAGUCGCGUCACAAACACACGAAGGCGUUGACCAUCGCUCUAUGCUCGGAAAGUUGAAGGUGCAGUUUGGUGUGUACAAGGGAAAGACUUUCAGCUGGCUUUUAAACAAUGACCGGGACUACAUGGUGAAGGUUCUGGCAAGCCAUGAGGUGGAGCAAGAGUGCGACAAAAGCACCACCUUGCUUCAGAGAUACAAGGACGUCCUGCUGAGGUACGCUCGUUUGUUCCCAGAAGUGACCGCUGCCAUAUCUGCCAAGAGGCGGGCAGAGAUGGAGGCCAUGGGCCACCGGAUGGUUGGUUUCGGCACAUACAGUUCCCUCACCUACAGGGAGCUGUAUGAGAGCAGAGAGCAAAAAAUACGCAGCUACAGGAACUUGAUUAGGAGGCUACGGGUUCGGAAUGUCAACUCUCAGUUUAGUAAGCUAAAACAGUACAUCCUCAGUAUGGACAUGGACUGUACUCCUGCUCCAUCCACUUCCUGCUCACUGAUGUGCACCACCAACGCAGACGUCCAGUCCAACACCACCUUAAGGAUUUUAUCAGUAUCAUCGUUGUCCCCUCAGUGCCAGGAUACCAAUCUGGGGAGCGCCACGGUUCCUUACGCAUCCAGCACCACUCCUGGUCCUCCAUCACAUCCCACAGCUCAGAUGUUCCCAUUGGAGUCCUUCAGGAUUAGCCUUCCUCCUGAGCAGAGAGAGUGGCUAAGCACGGUCCUGUUCUCCACGGGUGCAACAGGAAAGUGUGUUCUCUCUGAACAACUGCAGUUGUGGUACAACCCACCCGGUCCUUGA
Molecule: messenger RNA, 1166 nt
Organism: Poecilia latipinna (sailfin molly)
Lineage: Eukaryota; Metazoa; Chordata; Actinopteri; Cyprinodontiformes; Poeciliidae
Exons: 6
Coding region: 267-1166 (299 amino acids)
Source: RefSeq, a predicted model, not a curated record